Molecule: messenger RNA, 2331 nt
Organism: Volvox carteri f. nagariensis
Lineage: Eukaryota; Viridiplantae; Chlorophyta; Chlorophyceae; Chlamydomonadales; Volvocaceae
Exons: 11
Coding region: 1-2331 (776 amino acids)
Molecular function (GO): nucleic acid binding
Source: RefSeq, a predicted model, not a curated record
AUGUUGCCGGCAUCACUGGUGUAUCGCAGCUUGAGCCUAGACUGCCGCCACCCACCCAAUCAGCCCCAACGGGGCCCUGUAGCUCCCCCCACUAACCAGCCUGGGUGCACGCUGCUGUUUCCCCUCAGCCUGAGCAAGGAAGCUCGUAAACACAUCCACCAGCUGGCGCAGACACUCAGACUGCCGACGUUCAGUAAGGGGUUGGGUGAUGAGCGGCGGCUGAUGGUUCACGGGGUGGGCUUCCGCGACACCCCGGAGAUGGAGGCGGAGGUGGCGGCGGUGGUGGCGCGGAGGAGGGCCCCCGUGUCGGUGCGGGAUAGGGCCCGGCAGAUCUGGAAGUGGUGUCAGGCGGACGGCGGCGCAUUGUGGAGCCUGAGCCAAGGCGAGAUCGAGGAGUACUUGCUGGCGGCCCCUGACGAGGCGGCUCUUCCCGCCGCGGUGAAGGACCUGUUGGAGAGGAGAGAGUACGGCAGCGCCCUCAUCGCCGCCAUUCGGUCUGGGGACACCCCCGCUGCCUUGGCAGUGCUGGAGGCGCACCCCCGGGCUGCGUGGAUACGGGACGAGGGGGGGGCCGGGCCUGACGGAGACGAUGGUGCGGACGGGGAGGGUCCCGGGUACUACCCCUUGCAUUUGGGGGCCCUGGCGGUUAUGGGGGAGGUGGUGGAGCGGAUUGCGUCGCAACUUGGCGCUGUCGAGCAGCGGGAUCGCAACUACGCCACCCCCCUCAAGGUGGCCAAGAAGGCGGGGAUGACCGCCAUGACCGCCAUACUGCUGGGGCACGGCGCCAAGGACUAUGAGAUCAACCAGGCCGCACAUAAGACGGCCCCGAUGGGUAUACCGGCCGCCGCGCCGACACACCACGCCGGGGGCGGCGGCGGUGGCGGCAACCGCCGCCGCGUCUCCGGCAGCCAGGCUGGCUCACCCGCCGUCGGUUCCCCCGCCGCCACCGCCUCCGCUACCGCCUCGUCACCCUCCGCCUCUGGGUCCGCUUCCUUGGGCGGCAGCUACAUGGCGGCGCAUGUGGCAGGGAGACAGAAGCGGAUGAGCAACGAUGCCGGUGGUGGUGGCGGCGGCGGCCGCGGCGGGCAGCAGCAGCACGGCGAGGUUUCGGAGGUGAGCGUGAUGGCGGCCUUGGCGGCGAUGGGGCUGUCAGCCAAGCCAGGCCUGCCGACGGCGCCGGAGGUGCCCGACGAGACCGGCGGCGGUGGGGGUGGCGGUGGCAAUGGUGUUAGCGGCGCCGCUGCCGCCGCACCCCCUAAUGAAGCUGCGGCUGCAGGCAGUGAUGAUGACGACGAGGAUGAUGAUGUAGCGGCAGCCGCAGCCGGCGGCGGUGCUCCAGCUGCUGCCGCCGGCGAAGAAGCCCCGAAGAAGCGGAAAACGCGCCGUGGCCGCCGCGGCCGCGGCAGCCGGCGGCAGUCGAAUGCGACGGCGGACGAGGCGAUGACCGCGGCAGUCGUGGCCGCUGCCACCGCUGGUGCAACUGCUAGCGAUGCAGGGAGCGGUGGUAGCGGUGGCGGUGGCGCCAUCGCAGCGGCCGUUCCCCCAGCAGACCCAGCGCCGCCUGUGGUUCCGCUUUUGCUUCCGCACCUCCGCGCCGUCGGUUCCGCCAGCGGCGGCGCCGACAGCAGCGACCCCAGCUUACUCACUGACGGCAGUGAGAGUGAUGGCAGCGGCGGCGGUUCCAAGAUCCGCCGCGGCGGCCAGCCGGCACGGGCCCGUCGCCAUGAGCGCCGCCGCGCCGCGCGGGUGAGCGGCGCCGACGGCGGUGGUGGCGGCGGCGGCCGUCGCAGCAGCGGCGCUGAGUAUGCCAGUUUUCACCAAGGUCAUGGUCGGGGCGCUGGCGGUGGUGGUGGUGGCGGCGGUGGUGGUGGUGGUGGCGGCGGCGGCGGCGGCGCUGGCGGUCACUACCACGUGUACGGUGGUGGCCAUCACGGCCAUGCUGAUGAUGCCGCCAGCUGGCGGCGCGACCCAGCAGCGGUGGCGGCACCGUCAGGCCCGGGGGCGGCAGCGGCAGGGGGGGCUUCACCGUUGCCGCCCCGCGGGGGGCCUGACGAGCCCCGACAGCCGGCGGCGUCCGGGCGGCCGCCUGCCCCGAGACGGAUGAGCGGAGGGCCGGCAAGCGCACCGGCGGCGGCGGCUGCAGCCUCCGGCACCGCCGUCAGCGGAGCAGCCGCCGCCGCCGCCGCCGCUUCUUCCGCCGGUGCGGCGGCGCUGCCGGAGGCUCCAGGGAGCCCAUUCCAUCACGGAGGCUCCUCUCAUGGGCCCAGGGUACGACAAAUGGCGACAUGUCUUGGCCCAAAGCCCGAGCUCGGCCUCAGAAAUGCCCUCUAG